GAGGGUUUUUCACAAUAACAUAACAUAACAUAACUAUCGAAGCGCCAAUCCCAUUACGCGUCCCACGAAACAAACCAACCCAUAUUUCUCCCCACAUUUCACUCUCACACUCUCUCCUUAUCUUCUUCCCAAACCCUAGACUUUUACAGGAUUCGUCAUGAAGGGCGGUAAAUCCAAGGCGGCGCCCAAAAAGACCGAUACUAAGUUGAAGAGCAAAGGUGCUGGAGCUAGUAAGAAAUCGGCUAAGGCUGCGAAGGAUCCUAACAAGCCGAAGAGGCCUGCCAGUGCUUUCUUUGUCUUCAUGGAGGAAUUCAGGAAGCAGUACAAGAAGGAGCAUCCUAAUAACAAAUCUGUCGCGGCUGUUGGAAAGGCUGGUGGUGAUAAAUGGAAGUCAUUGUCCGAAGCUGAGAAAGCACCUUACGUAAGCAAGGCUGAGAAAAGGAAAGCGGAGUACACUAAGACCAUGCAGGCUUACAAUAAGAGAAUUGCGGAGGGAGGUAAUGGAGCUGAAGAAGAAGAAUCGGACAAAUCCAAAUCAGAAGUCAACGAUGAAGAUGAAGAUGAUGAUGAGAGUGGAGAGGAAGAUGAUGACGAGUAAAUGUUAGGGACGAGGAAGAAUGAUGUGGUGGAAGAACAAGCAAUUAACUCCUUCACAGUCCGGUGCAAAAAAAAAACUCAGCAAUUUAGAUUUUUCUUAUGUCUCGGAUGAAUAGCUACUUCUUUUUUCCUUUUUUUUUUUUUUUGGGGGGGGGAAUUAGGAUAGAUGGGAGAAAAGAAAUCAAAACAAGAAAGGUUCGGGUUGAAUGUUAGAUUCCUUAAGUUGACAUGCUUCUGUAUUCAAGCAAAAUCUGUUAGUAAUUUCACAAUCAUUCAGUUUCAGUUGAUUAUUCUACUGAUAUUA
Messenger RNA from Cucurbita pepo subsp. pepo (vegetable marrow), 901 nucleotides. Its product is annotated as HMG1/2-like protein. The record is from RefSeq and is a predicted model, not a curated record. Lineage: Eukaryota; Viridiplantae; Streptophyta; Magnoliopsida; Cucurbitales; Cucurbitaceae.